UGUCACAGGUUCUGUCAAAUCACAACAAAUUGAUUUGUCCUCACGAUGCGUUUCGUGUCUUUGCUGUGAUUAUUUUGUGUUGAAAAACGCAAAAUACUCAAACAGCAUGAAUUUGCACCAGAUAGUCAGCGGUGCUUGCAAUGCUGGCGAUAAAUGCUUCGCUGUGGGGAGCGUCGAGGGUGUACCUUUUACGGCUUAUGCUGCGGGCUGCAAUAUCGUGAUCCUUGCUUCGACUUUCGAGCGAGUUCAGAUCAUCCCAGGGGCCGUUCAUGAUUAUAUUCGGAUUAGUUCAAUUGAUUGUUCGAGUGACACGGGGAAGAUUGCUGCCGCUUAUGAGAACACUGUGUGCAUUUAUGAGCCCACGCCUCUCAUUCAUAACACUUCGAGACAUGGGUUGGAUUAUAGGUGGGUUCAAACUGGUACGCUGAAAACGGACUCUUUAAUUAGGGCCUUGAGCUGGAAUUUGGAAGGCACGAGAUUGUUAACGGCAGGGUCUCAUGUGCAGCUUUGGCAUCUUAAUUCACACCCCAUUAUUGAGGAAAAAACAAAUGUUACGUUUACUCUUGGGGGUGAAAAUGCUGAUGGGAGUGAUUCCAUGGAUUAUGCUGAUGAGCCCGAUAAACCCCAAGAACAAGAGCAGACUUGUUGGCAAUGUGUCUGGAAAGCAAACACAGCUAUUCCCGUGCAACACUUAGCUUUCAGUCCUGAUGGCACUUUAUUUGCUACUUGUGGUGAAAACGAUAGACUUGUGAAAAUUUGGUAUGAAAAUAAACACUGUGAGUUUAAAAAAAAUCCCCUCAGUAUAAUACUAAACAGUAAAAUUUCAGUUUUAUUCACAUCUAAAAGUACUGACGGUCCUACGGAAUUAGAAUACGGUUUUGUGUAUAUUGCUCAUCCUCGAGCUGUCACUCAUUUGUCAUGGCGAACAACAAGCAAAUACAUGCCGAAAGGAUCCGUUUCAAAUAUGCUUGUGACAUCUUGCAAAGACAAUAUCUGCCGUCUUUGGGUCGAAACAGUACUACCAGAAGAUGGUCUAGUCAAUUUAUCACAACUUGAUCCUCAAGCAAAUCAUCCGAAAUUCCGGACGCAUCGUCACAAACACAGAUUCAUGCAAAGAUUGAAACAUAUGAAAACAUGUUUCCAUAUUCGGCGACACGCCAAAAGACAAGCGCAAGGAGUUGGGGGACCCUCCCCUCCAAUACCCACUCUACCAUCGACUUAUAGCGUACAUGAUUUCCAUUCCUAUGGGUACCAUGGAACAGGUGUAACACCUGGACUUCAUUUUCAUUUGGCUGCUUCUGUAAAUGCCGAAACUGAUAUUCCAUUGGUACCAAGUAUCAGUUUUUGUAACCCACGACCGGCUUUUGUUCUUCAUUGGUUAGAUAACAAAGAAAUGCAUUUUAAUAUGCAAGCUGAAUCGUUACUAGAAGAGCUAACAAGACGAGUUGUUGAAAAUCCCGAAGGAACUGAACCAGUCGAAGAACCACUUAUGGAAUCCAAUGGUUCUGAUAGUUUAGAUGCUCGGAUUGAAACCUUGCUUAGAGAUUGGCACCACAGUCCAGAUUUAUUGUUUAGUAUACAUCCAGUAGAUGGCAGUUUCUUAAUUUGGGUGGUUGAAUGGUUGGAUGAGUACCAUCCAGGAUCGUUCCGUCAAGCACAAGUGUCAUUUUCAACCCGAAUUCCGUCAGCGUUUCCUCUUGGCGACUCGAUGAGUAUGUCAACAACGGUGAGUUUGUACAGUGCUGCCCCCAUCAUCAAGCAUCUAGUCAAAGACGUGGUUCAUCGUGACGGUCCUGGUUUAGCCAGUGUUAAAGAAGAAGACGAAAGUAACCCCAAUGCUGAAGUAGAACCAACACAAGAAGAACAAAACGAAUCAGCUGUUGUUUCCUUAGUCACCAAACACGAUAAUGGAACCUUGAAUCUUUGGGAAUUAACUUUCGCCGAUCAGAGUAAAUUCAGUCAAGUUUUGAGUAUUGGUCACAGAAGUAGGGCUUCAGGACACCGAUUUAGAGUCAACGAUAUCACAUGUCAUCCAGUCUUACCUUUACUCCUCACUACAAGUCAUCACAAUAUAAUUGAGCAGAAUAAAAAUCAACAGAGUAGGGGUUUCUGUAGUGAGUUGAUUUUGUGGAAAGUUGACGCUGUUGGGCCAUUAUCAAAAUCGGGGGGUAUUUGCGAGCUUGCUCGUAUUAGUUCACCUGAACCGUCAGCGUUCAGUAAUGUUGCAUGGAUUCCGACUUUGCUGCCAUCUAGUACUUUGGGGAAUUUUUCAAAUUCACCAAGUGCUUGUUUCGUGGCUUCCGAUGGUGAAUGUUUGAGAGUGUAUCAAGCUGUGAUUGAUGCACGCACACUUUUGGCCGAUUUGUCAUUUCGAGAACGACGCGAGGUUGAUGAAAAUGAAAGUAUAUCGGAUUUAUCCUCCUUCAAUCAAGAGAGCUUAUUGGAAAACAUUAAUAUAGUAUCACAGCAGAGUACUUCACGACCUGGGUGUAUAAUCCAAUUGGAGACAAUCUCUCAAGCCAUUCAAUGGCAAAACACUACGUUUUUACACGUGUAUCAGGAACAGUUGAUCACUGGUCAACGAAGCACUCCUGCGAGUCUUUCAGCUCAUGAUGCCAUGGUCGACUUACAGCAAAAUGCAGUCUUUGAAGAACCAUUCUAUAUAGUUUUGUUGGAUUGCACCGAUCAAAACACAAUUAUACACAUGUGGAAACUAACAAUUGCAUCGAAUGAAGUUGAUUGUUCCUUGACUGGGAGUCAAAUGUAUGUUCCUGAUUGUAAUCUAGUCCAAGACGAGAAUGAUAUGUCUCGAAAAAACAGUAUGGAAUCUUUGCAUAUUAAACAAGCGAAAGUUAGUCCACAUAUUAAUAUUACUGUGACGAGAGAAGUUAAACAAAUUCUUCCAAUACCUGAUGGUGUUGAGAUUGUUCAUGCUGCUCCAGCGGCCGGGCAUUUGAGUUCAGCGUCGAUUUAUCCGGCUUGUUUAGCGCCGUAUUGUUUUACGACAGCGUGCAGUGAUGGGGUUAUUAGAUUUUGGACGGUUACGAGCAAUCCACAUGAAGUUAAAAGUAUGAAGGAGUAUUUGUUGGAGGAGGAUGGGAUGGUGGUCAAUACAGGAAAGGUUUGGACUGAGUGGAACAUGUUGAAAGAGUCGGCGAUAGAGAUCGAAGGCCAAGUCCUGAACAUAAGUGUUGCCUAUUCAGGCCGUUUAGCUUGUGCUUACAAGUACGGUAAAAGCUUCACUCGGCCCAAUAAAAACGAUCCAGAUUCACGUUUCAUCAACUUAUGCGUGGCAAUUUACGAAUGCGAGUCAACCGGAGGUACAGAAUGGGUAUUAGAGGACAUAAUCCACUUGAAAAAUAUCCAUUUACCUCGAAUUAACAUCGAUCGACAUCUCGAUUUAAGUUACUUGUAUGAUUCACGCACUUUGAAGAAAAAACAACGCAUCAAUGAAGUUUUACACACUUUUUCAAACGACGAUAGACAAACUCUCAGUACUGAUUCACACAUUAAACCGACUUUAUUAGCAGUACCGAGUUUCACCACUUUACAAUCUUUGCGAAAGUCUAUAUCAGAAAUGGGCAAUAUUUGCCCACUUACCCAGAAACACAUAGUCCAAUUGGAUUGGGUAUCGAACGAGGACGGCUCACAUAUACUCACCGUGGCUUGUGGUAGCAAAAUAAUGCUGUAUACACCUCUCUCGACCGAUUUAGCACAAGCAAAUGUCAAAGCCAUGAAAGAAUCGAUCAAUAAUUAUCGCCCGAUUUUGCGAAAAGCCAGUUCUUUGGCUCAACCUCUUUUCGUCGACGAUUUCAAAUGGAUGACUUUGCGUAAAAUCGAGUUACAAACGGCCGAUGGACUCCCAGCCCUUCCGAUGCAAAUCAGUUGGGUGCGCGAUGGUAUCCUCGUGGUAGGAAUGGACUCUGAGAUGCACGUCUACACCCAAUGGAGGCCCCAAGACCAGUCUCUUCAACCCAUGGAUAUCAGCGAGCCUGAUGGUAAAAACGGACGUGAUGUCGAUUUCCGGACUCUCACUCAAGAAAAUCAACGAAAAUUGGCCGCAAUUCCCACCUUGGGUCGCAUCAGUUCGGUUAAUUUACAAAUUCUUGACCGGAAACGGGCAAAUAAAGAGGCAAAUCUCGAUUAUAUGCCUGAUUAUGGUUUGUUUGAGGCAUCGCGAAUUGCAUGCCCUGUCCUGCCCCAAUACCAUCCGAAACAAUUGAUGGAGUUGCUCAAUUCGGGUAAAAUUCGAUGGGUGAAGGCUAUUUUAGCCCAUUUGGUUAAGUGUGUCGGUGGUAAUCAGGAAACACCCGAAGAGAUGCAAGGCUGGGCAAGGGCUAGAACCUUAUCGGUGAGUUACCCAGCUGGUAGUCCCGAACAUAGGGCUAGUAUUGGAGAAAUUGCUUUGGAUUAUGACGAGAUUAAUAAUAUUCCACCGCUGCCAUUGUGGACACUUUUGGCCGCUGAUAAGGAACAAGCAGGACCACAAGAAGAAGAAAAGAAUUACAACGAGUUGUUUGAUAGUAGUUUAGGAAUGGAAGAAUCGUUGGAUACACUUUUGGAAGAUAAGGAAAUGUCGAGGAUGGAUAGGAGACAGUCAGAACGUAAUAUAGGCAUUACACAUUUUACUCCAAAACAAGGGAGGGUUUUAUCACGACUUUUAACACAUAUGCAUCUUCCCGGAUUGUCGAGUCUUGAUCAAAUGCAUCUUCUGGCUUUAGCUGACACGGUCUCGACUUGUAACACCGAUUUAGCUGAAAGAUUUGCGAUAGAUUCAGCAAAAUCAGCAAUGGCGAAAGAGAAUCUUGUUGGACAGUCUGAUGAAAUUAUCACCGAUAGUUUGGAUGAUUGUGGACUCAGAUUUUUGCUGGCAAUGAAGCAUUAUGGAUAUCUAUUGAGAUGUCUUCCCUUGGCUCAAAGAACGCAAUUUCAAAAACAAGGCGUCGGUACUAACAACCUAGCCUGGGCUUAUCACUCCGAAAGUCAAGACGAGCUAUUAAAUUUGAUUCCAAGUUACGCAAAAGGUGAACCAACUUGGAACCAAUUGCGUGAACUUGGUGUAGGUUGGUGGAUCCGGAAUUUGUCAUUGUUGAAACAAUGUGUUCAAGUAUUAGCAAAAGCGGCUUAUCAAGUCAAACAGGAUCCUAUGGACGCUGCUUUGUAUUAUUUAGCAAUGAAUAAGAAGAGUUUACUUUGGGGUUUAUACAGGUCAAAACGCGACGAUAGAAUGACACAAUUUUUCGCAAAUAAUUUCUCAGAGGAUCGAUGGCGGAAAGCAGCUCUUAAAAACGCCUAUGCUUUACUGGGAAAACAAAGAUUCGAACAUGCAGCUGCAUUUUUCUUACUCGCUGGUAAUCUGAAAGAUGCCACCGAGGUGUGUUUACAAAAAUUGCACGAUCUCCAACUUGCCCUAGUGAUUGUGCGUCUCUACGAAGGCGAUGGUGAUUGUUUCAAGAAGUUGUUGUAUCAGGAGAUUUUGGGUUGCGAUUCUGAUGGUUCAAAUGAGGAUAUAACUAAAGCACACCCAGAUCCCUUUUUACGUUCGAUGGCUUACUGGUCUUUGAAGGAACACCAAGCGGCUUUGAGCACUCUUCUUAUCGGUAAUGCAGGCACCCAACACCACACACAUGAAGACGAAGCUAGAGAAACCAAAGAAGCCGAUCCGAAUGUUUUCAAUUUUUAUGUUUAUUUAAGAACGCAUCCAUUACUUGUAAGACAACACAUGGCGAAUUGUGGUCAAAAGAAGGCUUGGCUUCCUGGGGGUAAACAAGUGGUAGUCGAGGAAUCGAUCACACCUUUGGAAAGACAAUUGUAUUUUGCUACGGCGCAUGGACACUUUAGGGCAGGUUGUCCCGCUCUUGCUUUAGAGGUUUUGUCAAAACUUCCCUAUAUUGUGACAGAAAAUAAACAAAUGACUCCUUUGGUGUCGCCGAAAGUAAAUGAAACAAAGACUGAAAUUGACACUGGGAUUAUUUCAUGGGAGAGUGGUCAACAGACAGGCGAUACGUUCGAUUGGGGAGCGACUUUGUCUGAUUUUAAAACGAAAACUGAUGAUUUGGACUUGAAGUGGAGUGAUGAUGAAAAGGAUUCGGAAACUUCAGAUGAAGGACUUAAAAUGAAGUGUGACAGUAAAGAUGAAGCAGAUGAGGAAAGUGACGAAGCGGUCACUCAACAUAUUGAUAUUAUGGCACAACAACUGAAAUUUGUCGCCUGUUUGAAAAUUCUCAUGGAGGAGUUGUCCACGCUAGCGACCGGAUUCGAAGUGGAUGGGGGGCAGUUGCGCUACCAGCUGUACAUCUGGUUGGAGCGCGAAGUGGAAGCUUUAAGACAAUUGUGUAAUUACUCAACCACCGAUAUUGUCGAACCUUUAGACCUAGAAUCGUCACCGGAAAUGGAAAAUUCUGUCACUGAAGCUGGAACAAGACCCACAUUACACGAAAUCCUUGUCCAAGAGAAGUUAGAUUUUGAGGCUAAAGUGCAACGAGCUGCCAAAAGAAAGAGAUGGCUUAGAGCCAAUGAAACUCUUUUGAGAACUUUACUUAGCUACUGUUCGUUGCAUGGUGCAACCGGUGGUUUAGCUUCCGUACGCAUGGAACUAGUUCUUCUAUUACAAGAACUGCAACAAGAGAAAACCCAUCAACAGUUGUUGAGUCCUCUUCCAUUCCCUACCAGUUUACCACUUCUUGCAGCCAGUGUUGCCAGUAGUAAAACAGUGAUUGCUGAUCCGAUUCGCUAUCUGCAAUGUCUUAUUCACGAUAUGUUGGAAACUGUACUAAAAACGCGCUUAACUUUUCUUUUUUUAAGUCAUUGUUUCCAGAUUGUUGAACUUCCAAGACCCAACACUUACCAAAGCCAACUUACAGUUCUCCGAGACUUGGCUAUAGCAUUAUCGGCGUGCAUUUAUCAAUCUUUGUGUGAUUCAGAUACUUUCAAAAGUAAUCUACCUGAUAGUCAAGAAGUUUGUUCCACGCAUUUAGUCGGAAGAAGGAGACGAGUUUCAGUCAAUGACGGUCAACAAAUCAUCACUUUACCACCUAAAUGGCCCGGUGUGACAAGUCUACGGGCUUUAUUAGCUCGAGAAAAAGACGAAGACACUCCAAGAUUGACAGUGAUAUUAUGUGAGGCCUUCUCAGCGACGUAUUUAGCACUUGUUUUGUACGGUUUGAGCACCUGCGACUGUGUUAUUCUAUUCCAUGUAACAGCACAUGUUUUCAAUCAGGAUGUGUGGGGACAGUUAUUCGGUGGGGGUAUUAAGAAGUUGCUUAGGACCGCAAGUAUCGGUGGAGUUCAACCGAAUACUGCUCCCCCAGGUUCGCAAAGUACCCAAGCAACGCCAACUGAAGAAAUGACCGGUCCUGCAAACUGGUUAAAUAAGCAAAGAGUUAAGUUGAAUACAAAACUCCUCGGACAUCAACCAUCGCAAAUGAAGGAGGAUAAGCCAACUUAUCGCGAACAAUUUGUGCCACCUGAAAUGAGUAUUCUCGCUUAUUUAUUGACUAAACCUGACGCCGGCCCUGAUUGUGAUGAAAUCGAGAGUGAAUCAGAGAGUGAAGACGAGGAUGUUUUCGAUAUGCCGACUCAAAGUGUUCGAGUUGUAAACAAUGAACAUUCGGAUCCAAAUUCGUACUCGUGGCUUGUUUUGAAAUUGGCAACGUUGAAAAUAGUCCAAACGCGAUUGACCGAAUUCCUAUCAGUGGCGGGCUUGGAACUUAACGAGCUCCCUGUGGCGAGCCCUCUGAUACAUUCCUCUCUACGACGCUUAACAAACUGGCAGGAGAAUUUGCGAAAAGAGUUAGAUUGUCGACAAGCACCUCCCGAAUAUAUUCCAGGAUGCUUUGUCGAAAACACCACAGGACCACCAAUUCAGAAAUACAGACAAUUGCUGGAACCUCACAACACUCCAUUUAGUAACAAAAGCGCCGCAAGUACAGCUCGACGUUUGUGGACUUAUCUGGUCCAUCAGGAGUCAGUGCAGGACAUUUUUAUUCGGGCUGUUUUCGGUAAACGAAGAUCAUUGAGUGCUUUGGAGGAAGAGUUACCGCAUCCUGAACCUGCCGCCCCCGAACCUGUUCGCAUCAUCCACAAAGAGCAGGACUCUAUUGCCGCCUUCAGCCUCAAUCAAGUCAACUCCGGUUUGAUUGUGGUGGCGACUCCGCGCGAAUUGCAAGAAAUGGACAUUUCCCUGUUGUUGGAACUCCCAGCAUGGUUGGAAGAUGAAUGCGAGUUGGAUAUCUUGAACUUGACUAAAGACGUUCCCGAUCCCAGUGUUCCUCCCUUCUUGGUGAUCCAGAGCGCUGGUGAUCGAACAAAAGACACGCAACCUGGUAGCCCCCAACCCGGUGGUAGUCAAAGCGGGCGCGGCACUAGUGUGAUGAAGGGUCUAAGCUUCCCGGGCUGUCACGAUGCCAAUUUUGUCCAUCUCGUUCUGCUUCGGUCGGCGCACAUGCUUCGACCGGUAUUGAAACACAAAAUUGAUGGAGUACGUCGAAUCAGUGCCCAUCCUCUUCUUCCCCUAUACUUAACCGGUGGUCAAGAUGGCUCAGUCCAAUUGUGGGAAUGGGGCCACCAACAACCGGUGGCGACCCCUAGACCAGCAGGGACUUACGCUAAAGUCACCAGAGUGAGGUUUUCGCAACACGGUAACAAAUUCGGUGUUGCUGAUUCCGACGGAAAUUUGAGUUUAUUCCAAGUCGGGUUAAGUGUCAACGCGACUCGACCAUUUUUCACCCUCCAAUGCCAUAAUAAAGGUAUCAGCGAUUUUGUUUUUCUCGGAUCUUGCAGCUUGCUUGCGACUGCUGGUCAUAGUUCUGAAAGUAAGAACGUUUGUAUUUGGGACUCGAUUUUGCCUCAUGGUAAAGCUUUGGUGGUGGCGUUCACUUGCCACGACCAAGGGGCUAGCAGUCUCGUUUUCGCCCCCCAACACCAAGUGCUUAUUUCGGCUGGUAAAAGGGGCGAUGUUUGUUUYAUCGAUGUGCGAUCGAAAACGAUUCGACACAAYUUCACGGCMCAUGAAAGUGCCGUCAAGUGCAUUGCGAUUGAUCCCCAUGAAGAGUACUUCGCAACGGGGUCGGCAGAUGGCGAUAUAAAGAUAUGGGGAGUUGCAGUACCCAAUGUUUUGCUGUCUUUACCGACUGAGCACGCGAGGAGUAGCUUUUUUAAGAAUAUUGGACAAGGAGUUACACAAUUGCAUAUUGAUUCUCAUGCACGGCUUUUCUCUUGUGGCGCUGAUGGCAGUAUGAAAGUCCGUCAGUUGCCCGAUAGGGAAACUUUGCUUAUUUACAGCCAUCAUUAGUUUUGCCUAAAAUUUUAGAUAGUCGCCGUUUUAUUAUAAUUAAUUGAUAUUUUUAUGGCUUGUUAUUUGACUGUUAUGUCAGUUCCCAUUUUUUUGUUGAGUCUUGUCGAAAUUGCUAUCAUGUAACAUUAUAUUGUUAUCAAUGUGAUUAUAAAGGUUUAAAAUGAAACUGUUGUAUUUUAGAUGUAUUUGUUUAGAAUAAAUAUUUCGUUUGAA
Molecule: messenger RNA, 9508 nt
Organism: Tribolium madens (black flour beetle)
Lineage: Eukaryota; Metazoa; Arthropoda; Insecta; Coleoptera; Tenebrionidae
Gene: Rbcn-3A
Product: dmX-like protein 2
Exons: 25
Coding region: 107-9292 (3061 amino acids)
Biological process (GO): vacuolar acidification
Cellular component (GO): RAVE complex
Molecular function (GO): protein binding
Source: RefSeq, a predicted model, not a curated record